This is a messenger RNA of Osmerus eperlanus (European smelt), 3348 nucleotides long. Its product is annotated as importin-13-like. Gene Ontology annotation, biological process: protein import into nucleus. Bases 50 to 1936 code for a protein of 628 amino acids. The transcript is spliced from 17 exons. NCBI's taxonomy places the organism in Eukaryota, Metazoa, Chordata, Actinopteri, Osmeriformes, Osmeridae. Gene Ontology annotation, cellular component: cytoplasm. The record is from RefSeq and is a predicted model, not a curated record.
UCUGCUGGAACAGGUGGAUCACUGGCAGAGUUUCCUGGGUCUGGUCAACAUGAUCAUGUUCUGUACGGGCAUCCCUGGACACUACCCUGUCAACGAGACCACCUCCUCGCUCACACUCACCUUCUGGUACACCCUCCAGGACGACAUCAUGUCGUUUGAGGCUGAGCGGCAGCAGGGCUACCUGCAGGUGUACAGGCCUGUGUACUUCCAGCUGGUGGACGUGCUGCUGCACAAGGCUCAGUUCCCCUCCGACCCCGAGUACGCCACCUGGUCGGCCGACGAGAAGGAACAGUUCAGGAUAUACAGGGUGGACAUAUCAGACACACUCAUGUAUGUGUAUGAGAUGUUGGGAGCUGAGCUGCUCAGCAACCUGUAUGAGAAGCUGGGGAGAGUCCUGACCAACACUGAGGAGACGUCCUCCUGGCAGCACACAGAGGCUUUGCUGUAUGGGUUCCAGUCCAUAGCAGAGACCAUUGAUGUGAACUACUCUGAUGUGAUCCCUGGACUGAUCGGCCUCAUCCCCCGCAUCAACAUCACCAACGUGCAGCUGGCCGACACCGUCAUGUUCACCAUAGGUGCUCUGGCAGAGUGGUUGGCUGACCACCCGGUGAUGCUGAGCAGCGUGUUGCCGUUGGUGCUGCAGGCGCUAGGCAACCCUGACCUGUCUGUGUCAUCGGUGUCCACCCUGAAGAAGUUGUGCAGGGAGUGCAAGUACGACCUGUCGCCCUACGCAUCCAACAUCGUAGCUGUCUCCCAGGAAGUGCUGAUCAAGCAAAUCCACAAGACCAGCCAGUGUAUGUGGCUGAUGCAGGCCCUGGGGUUCCUGCUGUCUGCCCUGCCAGUGGAGGACAUCCUCAGCAACCUGCACUCUCUCAUCAGCCCCUACAUCCAGCAGCUGGAGCAGCUGGCAGAGGAGACGCCUAACCCCUCUAACAAGCUGGCCAUCCUCCAUAUCCUGGGUCUGCUGUCCAACCUGUUCACCACGCUGGACAUCAGCAAGCAGGACGACCAAUCAGGAGAGGGCACCACACCCCCCAUCAAAACCACCCCGGCCCCUCCAGGACCCAACCCGGUGGUGGUGGUGUUACAGCAGGUGUUCGCUCUCAUCCAGACCAUCCUCAGCCAGUGGCUCAAUGACUCUCAAGUGGUGGAGGCUGUGUGUGCGAUCUUCGAGCGCUCGGUGAAGACUCUGCUUCAUGACUUUGCCCCCAUGGUGGCUCAGCUGAGCAGCAUGCUGGGGCAGAUGUACAGCACCAUCCCCCAGGCCUCCGCCCUGGACCUCACACGCCAGAUGGUGCACAUCUUUGCCAGUGAGACGGAUCACUUCCCUCCCAUCAAAGCUCUGUUUGAGCUGGUUACCUCGGUAACCCUCUCUAUCUUCCAGCAAGGACCCAGGGAUCAUCCUGAUAUUGUUGAUUCAUUUAUGCAACUCCAAGCUCAGGCUUUGAAGAGGAAGCCAGACCUGUUCCUGUCUGAGAGUCUGGAUGUGAAAGCAGUGUUCCACUGUGGAGUUCUGUCUCUCAAGUUCCCUGAGGCUCCGACUGUAAAGUCUACAUGCCUGUUCUUUACUGAGUUCCUGGCUCGCUGCUCAGAUGUGCCCCCGGUGGCCAGGGUGGUGCAGGUGCAGGGGAAGCUGCUGGUGCAGGCCUUGCUGGAGGGUAUAGGAGGCGGGUCUUCCCGGGGUUUGAUGGACCAGUUUGCGGAGGUGCUGUUCUCCCUGAACAAGCACUGCUUCUCUCUGCUCACCGUGUGGCUGAAGGAGGUACUGCAGGCACCCGGCUUCCCCUCUACACGCCUCACCUGCGAGCAGAAAGACACCUUCACACAGCAGAUACUCAGAGAGCGAGUGAACAAAAGGAGAGUGAAGGACAUAGUGAAGGAGUUCACGCUGGUGUGCAGAGGUCUGCAUGGGACAGAAUACGCAGCCGAGUACUGACCCCUGACCCUGCCAUAACCCCUACAUGCUCACAGCCAAUCAGCCACAGCCUCCAGCACUACUGUUUCCACGAGCGCCAACACUGGAGUUGUCAUUGGACGAUCUGAAACAAGCUAUUUCCUGCUAUUGGCUAGAUAGGAUCAUACCCCUAGCCUCCCAUUGGAGGAGAAGCUGUCAGUUAAAAAACCUGAGGAAGGCUGUGCUUUCUCUCUAUCUCUCUUUCUCUCUCUAUCGCUCUCUCUCUUUCUCUCUCUCUUUCACCGUUGUAGUCUAUUCCCUGUAGUGGAGAGCCUCUUUCCAGGACUGCGACUCCCAGCAUGCUCUCUGUUAAUACCUCUCUCCUGUUCCUGUCUUCCUGUGUGGGUGUUGUACCUGCUUCUGUCUCCACAGCUAGCUGACCCCUCGUUUAUUCUUUCCAAACGGAAACAUAACAGAAAUAUAUAUAUAUAUAUAAACACAUAUGUCUACAUAUAUAUAUCCUAUUGAAGCGUGGGGAGCUAAGAGAGGAGAAGAGAGAGGAGAUGGAGGUUCUGAAGACGCAUAUUCACCUGGCAUCCUCACGGCCCCUCCCCCUUCUCUCCUGGCCCUCCCCCUCCAGGCCCCGCCCCCUGCUCCAGGCCCCGCCCAGUUAUUGUGGAACGUUCUGUGAAUUAGUCUUUUUUUUACGUUUUGAUAUUUGCCUUCGUGGGGAUGAGGGAGUUACUGGUUAACCCACCAAACUAAAGUAGAGCGACACACACACACUCACACACACUAGGUGCCCUAACUGUAAACAGCACCAUCACUGUUAUUGUGCAAACUUACUAAUCAUGUUGUGUGUAUGAACAGUCAUUAUACAGAACUUUUUUGUGCCUGUGCAAAUGCAUGUGUUUGUGUGUGUGUGUGUGCGUGUGUGUUUGAGUGUGUGUGAGUGUGCGUGUGUAUGCAUGUGUGUGUGUUUGAGUGUGUGUGAGUGUGUGUGUCUGUGAGGACAGUUCCCUCUUCAUCCCUUGUUGAGUGCACUAAUGUUGGACCUACUGAAUUGUGCAGUGUCACUUAGUCCAAACCCCCCCUGACUGGGCCCCCCUGACUUGGCCCCCCUAACUCGGCCACCCUGACUCGGGCCCCCCUGACUCGGGCCACCCUGAAAGAGCAGCUCCUCCCCACUGGACAGGAAGCGUAGCAGAAUGUUUCACCUCGGGGGCUGGUAGAAUCUGUCUCCUCUUCAUCACCAUCAUCUCCAUCUACUUUGUUCCCAGGACCUGCAGACAUGUAGCUUGGUGUGUGUGUGUGUGUGUGUGUUUGGGGGGGUUAGUACAUACUGUGAGUGUGUGACACUGCCUGUAUCUGGAGCUGAUGAGCACCUUGUGGCCAGCUGCUGGAGGUGGGGGGGGGGGGGUAAAAAUGUACAUUGUUUCUUUUUUGUACUUGUU